Tupaia belangeri chinensis (Chinese tree shrew) is the source of this 1795-nucleotide messenger RNA. RefSeq names its product proliferation and apoptosis adaptor protein 15 (gene PEA15). Gene Ontology annotation, biological process: MAPK cascade; negative regulation of extrinsic apoptotic signaling pathway via death domain receptors. NCBI's taxonomy places the organism in Eukaryota, Metazoa, Chordata, Mammalia, Scandentia, Tupaiidae. The transcript is spliced from 4 exons. The record is from RefSeq and is a predicted model, not a curated record. Bases 103 to 495 code for a protein of 130 amino acids. Gene Ontology annotation, molecular function: protein binding.
GGGUAUAUUUGGGAAAGGUGAGAGGAAAAGCCUGGAGAGGUCCACAGGCAUCUUCCCAGAGACGGAAGACUCUUGGCUCCAGCCUGCUCGCCCCUCGUCAUCAUGACGGAGUACGGGACCCUCCUCCAGGACCUGACCAACAACAUCACCCUUGAAGAUCUGGAGCAGCUUAAGUCAGCCUGCAAGGAGGACAUCCCCAGCGAGAAGAGUGAGGAGAUCACUACUGGCAGUGCCUGGUUUAGCUUCCUGGAGAGCCACAACAAGCUGGACAAAGACAACCUCUCCUACAUCGAGCACAUCUUUGAGAUCUCCCGCCGUCCUGACCUACUCACCAUGGUGGUUGACUAUAGAACCCGUGUGCUGAAGAUCUCGGAGGAGGAUGAGCUGGACACCAAGCUAACCCGUAUUCCCAGUGCCAAGAAGUACAAAGACAUCAUCCGGCAGCCCUCUGAGGAAGAGAUCAUCAAAUUGGCUCCCCCACCGAAGAAGGCCUGAGCAAGGGGAGGAAGAGGAAGAAGGUUGGCCCUUCGUUGGACCGCUCCCUUCCCCCGUCCUCCAGGGGAGGGGGCUAGGGCAGCCUUCCCCCAUCUACCCACAUACUAACCUGGUCCUAACCCCCUUACUGUGCGCGUGUGUGUGCGUGUGCGCACGCUCUGGCUGUCUGUCUGUAUGUCUAGCUCAUCUAGUUCCUCCUCGUGAGGAGAUGGGGGUCAGGGGCUGGGAGGAGGGGGCUUGGCUUCCCCACUCUUGGGGGAGGUGGGGGCUAUUUCUAUGCAAAUAGAAAUCCGCACGUUCCUCCUAUUUCCCUUCCCUCCAUCUUUAAAGUGAGGAAGCAGAAAGGACCUGCAUAUUCCUACACCGAAGAGCUCAGGUGGGCUGUGGUGGGUGAUCUAGGGAAAACCAGUGGGGAGGGAGGCAGAGAGGCCACCCAUCCCCCAUCCGGAAGGGGCAAAGCCAGGCCCGAGUUGGGUGUUCGUACUUCUCUGCUGGACUGGCUGAGUCCAGCUUUCUGCUGUUCAUCAGGUGAGAGGCCUGAUGGGUGCCAACAGGUCACUUUCCUCCCCUCUCAUGGGCCUAGGACGGGUGUAAGCCAGGGAUCUAAUGAGGGAAGACCAGUGAAUACUCUUCUGGUCCCAAAGAUCAAAACCCACAGAGAAGCUGGCAUUCAACGCCCCCACUUUGUGAGACUAUGCUGGGGAUAUGCACACUGAGCCCCUUUCCACCCUUUCUUCCUACUCCGAGUGUUGCACAUAGGGACCCGGAACCGGAGGGAGUUGUGGAGUGAGAGCCUUAGGUUUUAACCAGUAAUCUUGCCCCACCCGCAGGAUCCCAGCAUGGUUACUGCAGGCAACCUUCCCUCUCUCCUUGGUCUCGGACACCCCAGCCAGAAGAGAUGUUAACUACAGUGUUUCCCUGUGCACUGUCCCUGCCCCAAUUCUAUCCAGGAGGGGACUUGGCAGCCCUUCCAUUCCAUACCCUGGCCCCUUGGCCUUGUGGCUGCCUCCUAGCCAGUUACUAGAGUACAAUGAGUGACCCAGCUCCUGCCUGCCCAAAACACCCUACCCCUGACCGUGCUAACUGUGUGUACAUAUAUACUCUACAUAUAUGUAUAUUAAACCCGCACUGCCAUGUCUGCCCUCUUGUGGUGUCUAGCGUUAACUUACUGUCUAGGCCAGAGCGGGGGGCGGGAGGAGACGCCACGGUGAAGGGAGUGGUGGAGUCGGUUUACUACACGGUCCAAACAAAAAAGAAACCUUUUGUUUAAAAAAAUACAAAAAACAAACAAACAAAAAAA